CAGACCAAGGAGGUACAAUUGGAAAGAAAGUCAAAGUCACUUCAAACUGUUGGGAUUUUUCUUUUCACCACAAAACGGUAUAUCUUUAUUUUGUGGAAGCAAACUCAGUUCACCGAUUGGAAGCUAAGGAGGGCAGUAAAACUGAGAUAAGAAUGCCACCUAAAGAGUUGAGAUCUUUAAUUCAGCAGGUAGCUGACUCUUUACCAGAUACGAUUAUAUAUGAUGGCGGUCAUGCCAUAUACUCUGAAGAUCCGUUACCUGGUGUCACAACGGACCCCGUAGAAAGAGAGAUUGAGAUCAAAGAGCCGUUUGGUCGGGACCGCCUUCUUCUCAAGUACCGGAUUAUGGAAGUGCAGAAGGUGUCUACUUCCGACAUCAGUCAUUUCAUAACGAGUCCGAAAGCGAGCUCAAUGAAUAUGCCUCAAGAAUGUAUCAGAUUAUUAGAUUGCAUCUUGAAAACAGUGUCAAAGCAGUCGUUUGUAUCCGUUGGACGCGCAGCCCUAUUUCAGGGGACACCAACUAAAGUGGUUGUGGAUAAGCUUCUCACUAUUCAUAAAGGUUUUAUAAGUACUGUGAGACCCCAGUGGAAGAUUCGUGUGAACUUGGACAUGGUAAGUAGUGAUACAUGUUCUUUUUACAUAAUCACAGACGUGCAAAGCCUACUUUGUAUCUGGGAAUCUAGCGGACGUCAUGUACUCGAAGUAUGGAGACGAUAUGGCCAGAUGUAGCACUCAAAUGGCGUACGACUUGAGAAAGAUACGAGUUGAGACUGAUAAAUUCUACAGGAGCGAUGAUGGACGUGCAUAUUCCCGACGCUUCACCGUGCACGGGAUAUCAUCACUACCAGCUGAUCGUUUGAUGAUUGAGGGGUUGAAUCAGUCCGUGGCUGCAUAUUUCAAGGAGCACCAUCAUAUCACUCUGAAGUAUCCAGAGCUGCCAUGUGUGAAGGUUGAUCAAAAGCGUGAAGUGUAUAUGCCGAUGGAACUGUUAAACAUUUUGCCAUAUCAAGCUCCUAAUGCGAGUAAAGCCGAUGUUGCGAGUGAAGUUAUCCGUUGUGCAGCAAUUCGACCACAGGAGCGGUUCAGAGAGCUGGAAAAUUUUGCCAAUAAUAUGCUGCAGUCCCACCCACUGAUUAAACAAUUUGGUUUAGCGAUUCAACCGAGGCCAGUGGAAGUUAACGCACGUGUUAUCCAAGCUCCAACUGCUGGUUUUGGUCGUUCCGGUGUGCGACAACUGACGCCAGGUAGUUGGAUCACACCUGGCUUUCUUCGCCCUGCCGGCGAAGGAGUAGAAUUAAUGUGGGCUAUACUUAGCGUUCCGCCUAAUCAGCGGUCUCAUGGUCAUGUACAGAAGGUGAUAUCGGAAUUGCCUAGAGCGGCCAGUCGCUUUGGUGUUCGGUUUAGCCCUCGACCGAUUGUGGCACAGUGUCCGAGAGGAGAACUUAACAGGAGGUUCGAGGAGUUUUCCAGACAAGGAUGUUGCUUCUUACUUCUCAUCCUGUAUGAUGAACAGUCCUACUCAUCCAUUAAACGUCUGAGUGACCUACAAAUGGGCAUUCGGACCCAAUGUGUACGAAGUCGUACUCUGGACAAACCGAACGUUUUCCCUAACCUGUUGCUCAAACUGAAUGGGAAACUCGGAGGUGUGAACUGGCAAAUUCCUGAUUUGAUUAAGGACAGUCAGGAGUUGGUUAUGGUUUUCGGAGCCGACGUCACUCAUCCGGCGCCUACACAAACUCAUGAAAUUCGGAAGUCAGUAGCUGCUGUUAUUGGUAGCAUUUCACCCGAUCUGAUGAGAUACGGGGUAGUUAUCCGUCAACAGGCAACCACAGAAAAAGGCAAUAAGUCGUCUAGAGAAAUAAUUGACAAUAUGCGUCUGAUUGUCAGUGAGCUACUCCAGCUUUACCUGCGAAACACGAACGGGCGUUUUCCAACGCGCAUGAUAUUCUAUCGUGAUGGAGUUUCGGAGGGCCAGUUCGAAAAUGUGUUGGUGGAGGAGUUGGCUGCGAUUCAAAGAGCCUGCGCAGAUAUUCGUCCUGGUGAAGAGCCUGCUAUCACUUAUAUUGUUGUGCAAAAGCGUCACCAUAUUCGAUUUCGACCAUCUGACCCCAGGGCAAGAAACGUGGAGCCAGGAACGGUGAUUGAUACAGAUAUCACACAUCCCAGGGAAUUCGAUUUCUACCUCUGCUCUCAGGAAGGGAUUCAGGGUACAUCGAAACCUGCUCACUAUCACGUUUUGUAUGAUGAUAGUAACUGGACAUCGAAUGCUCUGCAGAUGUUCACCUACCACUUAUGCUACGGGUACAUGAGGUGUUCCCGUAGUGUCUCGUAUCCAGCGCCGACUUAUUAUUCUCAUUUGGCUGCAUUUCGGGCACGUGAGUGGUUAUCGGACAUAGAGAAACCAGAGAUUCUGUUAGAUGCUGGUCGUUUCAAAGUUCACAGCAGUCAAGUUGAUGGCAUGUUUUACUUAUAAACAG
Molecule: messenger RNA, 2476 nt
Organism: Trichobilharzia szidati
Lineage: Eukaryota; Metazoa; Platyhelminthes; Trematoda; Strigeidida; Schistosomatidae
Source: the annotation of a GenBank genome assembly